AUGUCAUCGAGCAAAGUUGCUGUUCGUAAAAGUGGACAGAAACGUAAACGAGAAGAGGAUGAUUCUACUUCCGUACCAGAUGAAGAAGAUAGUCGAAGUGGGCUGACAUUGGUAUCUGUGCCAAAAGGGAAAGAAAAAGAUAUGGAGUAUUCAGCACCUAAAACACAAAAACUGACAGAUUUGGAUGAAGAAGGUGUCAAAGAUGGACAGGAAAAUAAUGUCAUUGAACAAACCCAUUACAUCAUCAUUCCUUCAUAUUCGGCAUGGUUUGACUAUAAUGCAAUACAUCAAAUUGAAAAACGUGGAGUUCCAGAGUUUUUUAAUGGGCGAAACAAAAGUAAAUCACCGGAAGUAUACAUGGCAUAUCGUAAUUUCAUGCUUGAUACGUACCGGUUAAAUCCCUUCGAAUAUUUGUCUUCAACAGCAUGUAGACGGAAUCUUGGUGGCGAUGUGUGCGCAAUUCUGCGGGUUCAUUCUUUUUUGGAACAGUGGGGUCUUAUCAAUUAUCAAGUUGAUUCAGAAGCGCGGCCUGCUCCUGUUGCUCCACCUUGUACCUCUCAUUUUAUGGUACUCGCAGAUACACCAAUGGGUGUUCAACCUAUUCAACCAUCGCCAAAUAUUUUACAGGCUGAUGACAUUAAAAAAGAAAAAGUGAAGGAGAAGGAAAAAAAAAAGGAAAAAGAUAGUGAAAGUAUCAAAGACGAAAGUAAUGCAAUGACUAAGAUUGAAAAAUUGGGUGAUACUGGAUUAAAAACCGAUAUGUAUGCAAAACAUCUAAUGUCGAUGAAGAUGCGAGGAUUGGCUCCAAAUAGAGACUGGACUGAUCAGGAAACGCUUCUGUUAUUAGAGGGUCUAGAAUUAUUCAAGGAUGACUGGAACAAAGUAGCAGAUCAUGUGGGAUCACGCACGCAAGAUGAAUGCAUUAUGCGAUUUUUACAGCUGCCAAUUCAAGAUCCUUAUUUGGAGGAAGGAGGUGCUGAAAAUGAAAUUUUAGGCCCCUUAGCUUAUCAGCCGCUAGCAUUCAGUCAAACUGGUAACCCAGUAAUGUCGACCGUAGCAUUUCUUGCAUCGGUUGUUGAUCCUCGUGUCGCUUCGAAAGCAGCAAAAGCUGCUAUAGAAGAGUUUGCAAAAAUGAAAGAAGAAGUACCUCCUUUGGUUGCUGAAGCACAUGCUAUUAACGUAGAAGCAGCGUCUAAAGGAGACAAAAUUGAUGGCAGUGCAGGCUUGAGUGUUUCUGGAAUUGCUGAUGAUAAAAUUAGCAAGGGUAAUGGAUCAGAACGUGCGGAAGGUCAGUUCGAAAAAAUGAAGAACUUGACUUCGGCUGCAGAAGGAAAUGAUGAAAGUAGUAAGUCACAUGACAAACAAAUGGAAAGCAACAAAAGUAAAGUUUCUGAAACGGUGCAAACUGCUGCUGCCGCGGCUUUGGGUGCAGCUGCUGUCAAAGCAAAGCACCUAGCCGCUAUAGAAGAAAGACGCAUCAAAUCACUAGUUGCUCAACUAGUUGAAACUCAGAUGAAGAAACUUGAGAUGAAGCUUCGUCAUUUUGACGAACUUGAAGCAAUAAUGGACAAAGAGCGAGAAGCACUUGAAUAUCAACGACAACAACUAAUUUUGGAACGACAGUCUUUCCACAUGGAUCAAUUACGAUAUCUUGAACAGCGGGCCAAGCAUGAAGCACAGUCGAAAAUGGUUGCUAGUGGUCAGCUUCCUCCAAGUUUACCUCCCGGCUUUGAAGUUACUGGACCUCCUCAGCCACAGCAACAAGUACAAGUACCUAUACCACCUGUGGUGGUCUCAGCAUCUUCUACAGUUUCCAGUGGUCCAUCUACAGCAGGUGUUGUAUCUUUGCAAGCACAGAUGCCUCUUGAAACUCAGAAAAUGGAUACAUCUGAAUCUACAUCAGGAGCGGCAGUUCCUGGUACCAUUUCUCAGGUAUCACAAGCACCUCAUACUAUAUCAGGAAUCCCUCUUCAACCUAAUGUCAGUGUAAUCCCACCACAACCCAACAUGGCUGCAAUGCAGCCAAACAUGACUGCAAUGCCUUCUCAAAUGCAACAGCAUCCACAGUCGCAGCAACCAAUGCAAAAUGCGCAAACAAUGCAACCGCAGCAGCAACAGCCACAACAACCUAGCUCUGCGGCUGGGAAUGUGAAUACUCAAAUGAUGGCUGUGCAGCCGCAGCACCAUUUACCUCCUCCGCAACAGCAAGGACUACCACCUCAACAGCAAUAUCAGCCAACUCCUGUUCCUUCGCAGCAGCAACAGCCAUCUCAGCAACAGUCCUAUCCUCCUCAAGGCGGUUACCCACCGCAGCAGCAGUAUCCUCAGUAUGCACAAAAUGCAUCACCUCAGCAGUAUCCUCCGCAAAGUUAUCAAAAUCCGCCUGCUCAAGGAUAUUAUGGCCAACCUGCUGCUCGACCACCUUAUCCACAACAGUAUGCUCAGCGACCGCCUUACCAGCAACCGAUGCAGGGUUAUGGCCAACCAGUACGUUCAAGUUUUCCCCCAACGUCAGUGGCUGCUCCACCUCCGGGACAGGGUUAUGGCUAUCCACAGGGCUAUCCACCACAAGGACCACAGUAUGCUCCUUCUAGCGGUUAUGUCCAUCCUCAAGGACCACAAGCACCAGCAACCUCGAUACCCCAGUCUAUGGAGUCCUCUGAUGCAGCCACUCCUCCUUUGCAUCAAGGAACGCCUAAUCAACAGUAG
Messenger RNA from Thelazia callipaeda (thelaziosis nematode), 2709 nucleotides. The record is from the annotation of a GenBank genome assembly. NCBI's taxonomy places the organism in Eukaryota, Metazoa, Nematoda, Chromadorea, Rhabditida, Thelaziidae.